This is a messenger RNA of Trematomus bernacchii (emerald rockcod), 2717 nucleotides long. Its product is annotated as serine/threonine-protein kinase TAO2-like. The record is from RefSeq and is a predicted model, not a curated record. NCBI's taxonomy places the organism in Eukaryota, Metazoa, Chordata, Actinopteri, Perciformes, Nototheniidae. The coding region runs from base 46 to 1425 and encodes 459 amino acids. The transcript has a single exon.
GACAGGGAGGGAGGGGCGAUAGAAACUGAUAGGGAGGAUAAGGAGAUGUGUGAUGUUGAGCUCGAUGGAGCAGUUUGUGUGGAGGAGGGCGAGGGUGUCCCUGUGUUGGAAAGGAAAGACAAGUUAGAUGGAGACAAAGAAGAGAAGGACGAGUGGAAAGUGAGCGAAGAGGGGACAGAGGAGAGGGAGGUAGAAGGAGGGCAGUGGGAGGAGGAGGAGGAGGAGGAGGAGGGUAAAACACAUGUAGAAACAGACGACGAGGAAGAGGAGGGCAGGGGUGUGGCCGACGGCUGUCCCUCAGAGUUCAUCUCGUCCCUGUCCCCGGAGAAGAGACGUCUCCGCGAGCGCAUCGACGAGCUCUCCGAGUUCUACUUCCCCGACGUGGAGGGGGAGGAGCCCGCCCCCGUCUCCCCCCCGUCCCCCGCUCAGACUUCCUUCCCUUCCCUCUUCUCUCACGCUAUCUGCCUCCUCCUCUCCCUCUCCGCCGCUGCCCAGCCCUCCAACCUCACCCUGCUGCUCCUCUCCAUCUUCCUCCUCUCCCUGCGCCGCUCCCCCCCCCUCCCCUCCGUGGCGUCUCUCAUCCUCUCCACGGAGCUCGCCCUCUUGGCGCUCUUCUUCUCGUACCUCUUCCUGCGCUCCUGCUGCUCCCUCUCUCUCUCCACCUACCUGUCGCUCAGCCUGUGGGCGAGCGGGAUCUUCAGUUUAGGGCUCUCCUUCAGUCUGGGGAUGUACUACAUCCCCAUGAUCCUGGUUUCUGCCUCCUUCCUCUCCUCUCCCUCCCUCUUCCUCUCUCUCUACUUGGUGGUGGUGCUGAUUGUCAGGCCGGCCCGAGAAUUCCUCCAGCACGCACCCCGCAAAGUGAACCGCCUCUAUAUGCGGGUUCUUUUCCGCCUGCCUCGCCCUCUGUUCGCCAUGUGCCAGUCGGUUUUCGGCGGCAUGGCAGAGCGUAACCUCUAUGAAAUGUUUCCCAAAGCGGGGCGCAACUGGGGCGGGCGCCAAUCCAAAAUCCCCGUCCCCCUUAAGAGCCUGCCGUUAGAGCACCAGGCUCGCUGCAGUAACGCCUCCCCCCUGGCCAAAGGUCUCAUCUGGGUGAAGCGUUUCAGCCGGCGGCCCCUCGGGGUCCUGGCAGAUCUGGCUAACUCCGUAGUGCUAAAGUUUGCCGAACGGCUCCUCAAAAAGCUGCCUCUAAGUGUCCGGAUCAAAUUCCAAACGCUGGGCCUCACGAGGAGGGAGAACCCGAGCCGGCUCCCCCGACUGCUGCCCAGGGAGGUGAGGGAGAGGAGGCAGAGGGAGAGGAGGGGGAGAGAGAGGGAGAGACAGAGGAGGGAGGAGAGGUUUUUCCGUGAGGAUGUGAGGUGGGAGUGCGGGUUGAGACGAACUUCAUCCGGAAGGUUUGUCAGGGGGAAAGUCCGGCCAUGGAGAUAAGAGUAGAUAAUGAGAGACCAAUGGAUAGAGUGUAAAACAUGUUCUGGUGGUGUGUGUGUUUGUGUGUGUGUGUGUUACCAUGCUCCCUGUCCAACCAUCAUUUGUGUGUCUUUUUGAUUUGGGACCACACGUCUCUCUUAGUUACAUAACUCCCAAACUGGUUUUUGGUCACAUUUCCAAAAGAUGAGACACAGUUCCCCCAACGUGUGUGCACACAAGCCGUACUGUGGUGGGCCGUGCUGAACCCACCAUUACUGUACCAAACCCAGUGAAGUUCCAUUAUUGUGCUUUUUGUAAAAGUUGUUAUUGUUAUUAUUUUGCUCUUAAUUUGUAAGACAUAUUUUAUGGUUAUUUUUGAAGACCAGUUUUGUGCAAUCUUUAGUUUUUCUUUCAUAGUGGUCUUAUCUUCAAAGGGUGCACUGUGAUCUCGGUGCGUAGAACAAAUAUUACAGUGUUGCAAAGCUGGCUAUAAUUUCACUCCCCAAAGCUGAAAACUGUGAAAAGACAUUAAAAUAACCUAAAGAUUUCACUAACGUCAGCCUAACACUAGCCCUCAGUCGGUAGAAAGUGCAAUAAAAAGCUGAACAGAAAAAUCUUGGACAACUGCAGGACGUUUGAUCGAAUUUUAAAGCGUAGUUUAUCUGUUUAGGGGUCCAAAGUGUAAAAUACUUGCUUACGUUGGGGCCAUUUAGCGGGAACAAUAACGCUUGAUAACACAACCAAAGGAUAUUAUUUACAGCUGGUGAAAUCAUACAUUUUACACUCUAGUUAGAUAUACUGUUAUUGCUCUUUAUGCAAUAAUAUUUUUUAUGAUUUACCGUGUAAACAUUUAGAUAUUUGUACCCUAAGUAAUCCUAUUCAUGUUCAGCAGUUGAGUGCCUAGUUACAACUGUUGGCUCGAAUGUUAAUGUCUCUUGUGAAGUGGCGUAUCCUAAAGUAAUAGUGGGAUUAUAAGAAUGCAGAAUAUACGUGGAAGUAGUGAAAUAUAAUAUAAUAGAAAAUGUAUUUAAUAUUUCAAUGUCGCCUAAUUUAUAUGAAGCCAUAUAGACAAUCGUUUGAGACAUGCAAUCGUAAAAUAAGUCCAAAGAUUGAUGCAACUACUGAAUGUGAAAGUAAAAAUUAAGCAGUUAAACAUGAUAUGAAAAUAAGAUAUCCAGUAAUGGCACACGUUUAUUUUUGCACUUUCCAAAAGACAAUUAAAAAAACAAAAGUAGAAAAGCAGAUUACUUCAGAUGAGGGCAAAUAUUUUCACUUUUGCCGUAUACAACUUAAAAAAAAAAAAAAAAAUAGUG